Lutra lutra (Eurasian river otter) is the source of this 2316-nucleotide messenger RNA. It is a transcript of the gene TCFL5, whose product is annotated as transcription factor like 5. Lineage: Eukaryota; Metazoa; Chordata; Mammalia; Carnivora; Mustelidae. The record is from RefSeq and is a predicted model, not a curated record. The transcript has 6 exons. Gene Ontology annotation, molecular function: DNA-binding transcription factor activity, RNA polymerase II-specific; RNA polymerase II cis-regulatory region sequence-specific DNA binding; protein dimerization activity. Gene Ontology annotation, biological process: spermatogenesis; regulation of DNA-templated transcription. Gene Ontology annotation, cellular component: nucleus. The coding region runs from base 58 to 1524 and encodes 488 amino acids.
GCCGGCCCGGUGCCCGCCGGCCCCCCGCCGCGCGCGCGCCCCGCCGUUGGCUCCGGCAUGUCGGGCCCCGGGCCGCGGGAGCCGCCGCAGGCGGGCGGGCCGGCGGGCCCCGAGGGCGCGGACGCGGCGCCGGGCGAGGCGGGGCUGAGCUUCACGACCACCGACCUGAGCCUGGUGGAGAUGACGGAGGUGGAGUACACGCAGCUGCAGCACAUCCUCUACUCGCACAUGGAGGCGGCGGCGGCCGACGGCGAGCUCGACGCGCGCCUCAGCUCGGCCUUCCUGGCGGCCGCGGCGCCGGGCGCGGCGGCGGGCGGCUUCGCGGCGGCGGCGGCGGGGGGCGCGGCGGCGGCGGCGGCGGCGGCCGGGGCGGCGGCGGCGGCGGGGGGCGCGGCGCCCGUGUACCCGGUGCUCUGCCCGCCCGCGCUGGCCGACGGCGGCUUCGCGGGCGCGGCGCCCUGCCUGGGCCACGUCGACUUCCAGGAGCUGCGCAUGAUGCUGCUGAGCGAGGCGGGCGCCCCCGCCGCCGCCGCCGCGCCCCCCGCCCCCGCCGAGAAGACGCCGGGCGCCGACGGCCCCGGUGCGGGCGCGCCGCGGCCCAAGGCGCCGGACGGCGGCGGCAAGGAGAACGCGGAGGGCGCGCCCGAGGCGCGGGCCAAGUCGGCCGUGCGCGUCCGCCUGGAGGACCGCUUCAACAGCCUCCCCGCCGAGCCGCCGGCCGCCCCGCGCGGCGCCGAGGCCCCCGAGCCCGGCGUGGCGCUCAACAAUUUGGUAACUCUCAUCCGACAUCCUUCCGAGUUCAUGAACGUCCCUCUUCAUCAGCAACAAAACAAAUGCACGACGUUGGUAAAAAACAAAACCGCGACGGCCGCCACCGCUUUACAAUUUACAUGCCCUCUGUUCACGGCAAAUGCUUGCCCUGCCUCGGGGGGCUCGAGCCUCUCACAGACGCAGGGUUCUGGGAACCCGUGUCCUGUACUCGAAGCUGCCAAGCAUCAGGACAUUGGAUUGCCUAGAGCAUUCUCUUUCUGUUACCAGCAGGAAAUUGAAUCCACUAAACAGACUUUGGGCAGUAGAAACAAAGCCUUGCCUGAGCAGGUUUGGAUUAAAGUAGGAGAAGAAGCGCUAUGUAAGCAAGCCGUAAGUAAGAGGAACCGGAGUAGAGCGCGCCAGCUGGACACAGGUGUAGAACGAAGAGCCCUUGGAGAGAUUCAGAACGUGGGCGAAGGCUCAACCUCCACACAGGGCUCUUGGCCGCCCGCAGAGUCCUCGCAGGCAAACCUCGGGGAGCAGACCCAGAGCGGGCCCCAGGGAGGAAGGUCGCAGCGUAGGGAGAGGCACAACCGCAUGGAAAGAGAUAGAAGGCGCAGGAUCCGCAUUUGCUGUGACGAGUUGAAUCUUUUAGUCCCGUUCUGCAACGCGGAGACGGACAAGGCGACCACUCUGCAGUGGACCACGGCGUUCCUGAAGUACAUUCAGGAAAGACACGGAGACUCUCUCAAAAAGCCAGUUAGCGCAGCGUGAUGGUGUCCGUGGCAGGUAUAGGACAGACGGGCACAUCCGGCCGCCGCCGGAAUUCAGCAGCACAGGAAGGUGUCCCCCUUCCUGCCCGUCCCGGGCCCCCGGCGCCGCCCGCGCCCGCUCUGCUGGCCCUCCGUGUGCUCUGGAGUGCGGAGUCUGUUUCUUUGUUUUUCUUAAGGGAUGAGGUAUUUAAUUAGGUUCUUUGUAAGAAUUUAGAACGCCGCUCUGUGAGGGCCAAGUCCGUCGUGAGAGCAAACACCGAGCAGCGGUGGCCCUGAACCGAGCAGCAGCUUCGCGCCGUGGCAGAGACCGGGGCCCGCGGUGUCGGCCGGCCUCGCACGUCCCCCGCCUCCAGCUUCUCCUCUCGGUGUCACCGCUCUCGCCCUCCCGCGUCUGGGUUCCGCAGAUUCCCGCAGGAGGCGUCAGCGAGGCUCCAGGGAUUUUCACGCUGCGGGUUUGAGCAGGGGUGGUGGCGGCGAAUUUCUGAUGCGAUCGACUGCGGACCUCAGCCUAGGGACAGAGGCGCAGGCACAAGUGGCAAAGCCGGUGCGCGCGGCUGCAGGGAAACCGCCGUCUUGCCUCCGCGGCGCCCGGCGAGGCCAGCCUCGGUGGUCCUGGGGGAUGCGGGCUCGCACCUGCUCCCGCGCUCGCGGGGAGGUCACCCCAGCCCCAGCUCAGCAGCGCGCAAGGCUCAUUUCAGGAGGAAGACCUCGGCGCUUCGCGAAGCUUACCCACCAGCGCGCCGACCGUCCCCGUCCCCGCCAGCUGCAUCUGCGCCAGCUGCACGAACCUUCC